Molecule: messenger RNA, 315 nt
Organism: Racocetra persica
Lineage: Eukaryota; Fungi; Glomeromycota; Glomeromycetes; Diversisporales; Gigasporaceae
Source: the annotation of a GenBank genome assembly
CUGUAAAAGAAGAUAAAUUAUUAAAAAUUGAAGCAGAACUAAUCUCUAGCAAAGAAAAAAAUAUAAAUCGACUAGAUCAAAUAUACAAGUGGAUAAUAAAUGCAAAAAGCUAUACUUUAGAAAAUUCUCAAGUUCAAAAUGCGAUCAAAUCUUCUGUAGCUCAACUUCAAAAUGUGUUCGAAUCUUCUGUAGCUGAAGAAUUCAAUCUCAUAAUGAAAAAAGAGCAAAAUAAAUGGGAAGAAAAAGAAAAUAAAAUAAAAAUUGAUAAUGAAAAUUUAAGAUUGAUGAGAGUGUCAGCAAUUGGAAACAAAAAAA